AUGAGGUUCAGAGGUGACAAUCAAGAUGAUUCUCCCACCAACGUUAGUCAUCUAGUUUUCGGAAUAACAAGCUCGUCUAAAACUUGGAAGGACAGAAUAUCAUACGUUGAAUCUUGGUGGAGACCUAAUGUAACACGCGGAUUCGUGUUUCUAGAAAAUUAUCCAAAAGAAUUACUUCCAUGGCCUUCUUCGUGUCCCCCUUUCAAGAUCUCAGAAAACACGUCGAGAUACAAAAUGUACGAUAAACAUCCGAUACCGCAAACUAUACGGAUGGCGCGCGUCGUAGCGGAGACAUUCAAGAUGGAAAAUAAGAGUGCAAGAUGGUAUAUUAUGGCUGAUGAUGACACUAUUUUUUUCCUAGAUAAUUUGGUUGAGGUUUUGUCAAAGUAUGAUCAUAGGAAAUAUUAUUAUGUUGGGAUGAAUUCAGAAACUCAUGCAUCAAAUUUUGUUCACUCUUUUAAUAUGGCUUUUGGUGGAGGUGGAUAUGCUUUUAGUUAUGCUCUUGUGGAGGCAAUGGUAGAGAAUUUGGAUAUUUGUAUUAAAAGAUAUCCAACUUUUUAUGGGGGUGACCAUAUUUUGCAGUCAUGUGUAGCUGAUUUAGGUGUCUCUCUCACUCGACAAAAGGGCUACCAUCAGAUGGAUUUGCAUGGUGACAUAUCUGGAUUCCUAUCAGCACAUCCACAAUCUCCUCUUGUCUCUCUUCACCACCUUGAUUUUAUAGACCCAAUAUUUCCCUUAAUGAACAAAUCUCAAUCAUUAAACCAUCUUAUGAAAAUUGCAAAAUUAGGAGAUGAAUCAAGAAUCCUACAACAAAGUAUUUGUUAUUACAAGCCUAAAAAUUGGACAUUUUCUAUAUCAUGGGGUUAUUCUAUUCAAAUUUAUGAGUCCAUUUUUCCUCCAAGUCUUAUAACAAUACCAUUACAAACUUUUAUUCCUUGGAGUAAAUUGUUUAAACCUUGGUUUGUUUUUAAUACUCGUUUACCUUCUAAUAAUCCUUGUGAAGCUCCCCAUUUACUUUUCUUUGAGUCUAUGCAGAAAAUGAAAAAUUAUUUGCUUACUAAUUAUACAAGGAAAUAUCCACGUAAAUUACCUCCUUGUUCAUUCAGUGGCAAUCACUCUGCAAAUCACAUUUCAGAAAUCUAUGUCCUGUCUCCUAUGAAGAAGCUUGACUCGGUGGGUAGUAGAAGAGAGUGUUGUGAUGUUGUAUACAAGGCUGAAACGAACGUUACAGAAAUCAAACUUAGAGACUGUAUGCAAGAUGAAAUUAUCCCAUGA
Molecule: messenger RNA, 1275 nt
Organism: Nicotiana attenuata
Lineage: Eukaryota; Viridiplantae; Streptophyta; Magnoliopsida; Solanales; Solanaceae
Exons: 3
Coding region: 1-1275 (424 amino acids)
Molecular function (GO): acetylglucosaminyltransferase activity
Source: RefSeq, a predicted model, not a curated record